AUGGAAAUUUCUAGUUUGGCAAGACUUUGUCUUGAGUCUGUUGCAGCUAAUAUGGCAACGUGGUGUCAUAGUGUUUUGAAAGAGGAUUUUUAUAAGUAUUUAUAUGUCAUUGGACCUUUCAAUGACUUGAGUAAGUUAUCUUGAGUAAAUAUGGAAAUUAUAAGUAGUAACCAAUAAUGGUAAGAUUAUUGGGUCCAAUUUUCCAUGAAAGAUUUCAUGUUUAUGUCUUCUAUUUAUGGCAUCACAAAUUGUAACAUUGUUUCUGUUAUCAUGUAGAUUCAACACUAAUUCAAGAACUUCUGAAUAUAUCUUAUGACAAGCAGUUGCUGAAGGCCUCAUAUUUCCCCUUACUCUUUCACGAGAACUUUACAAAAUUAGACCUCAGCAGAUGUCAUUCCAUGAUCACUGACCAGGUUCUGAAGCAUGUAGGGCUUCGUUGUAAGGUACAGUAAUUCUAGCUAAUUAAGGGAACAUUUUGAUGCAACUCUCUAUAAAAGUUUUAUUUGUUUAAAAUGUGCAAUUCUAAUAGUCAAAAAUCUCACUUUUACGUGCAUUUCUUUUUAUGAAAUGCACUUGAAACAAUGCUACUACAUUGCCUAUACUAAUAACAUGCUAAUUUCCUGCAGUGAGUAUAUAUAUUAAUUUAGAAGUUUGAAAGAAGUGGCUUUUUAUGUAAAUAUUAGGUAGCAGUAAGGGGUCACGUCCAUAUUCAUAUUGCCACGCAUAACGUCGAAUCGACGUUAUGAGUGGGUGGGUAGGUUUAUCUCAAUUCUCUCGACGUUAUCUCGAUAAUUUUGUGGCAAAAUGACAAUUUUGUGAAAGUUUUGAAGAAUGUGACUGCCACGCUCGACGUUAUUUAGGGUGGGUGGGUUUGAGUGUUAACGUCGAUUCGACGUUAUGCGUGACAACAUGAAUAUGGACGUGACCCCUAAAGCAUGAGCAGUCAAUGACUGUAUGGAAUUUAGAAGCACACGCCAAAGGCAAGUGGAUGUAUGGUUGUUCUUGUUUAUUGACUAUUGUAAAGAUAUCAGCUGACUUGUUAGCUGAAUGAAAAAUAUGUCUGAAUGAAACUGAGAAUAUAUUAUUUUGUUAUAUAGUUGGUGUCAAAGUUCAAUUUUUCUGUUUGCUGAUUGGUCAAAACCGUAUCACGUGCCGGCCCACAAAACGUCAUGUUCGGCAACCGAUCCGCAAUUAAACAUUUAUUGACCGGUCAAUAAUAAAAUGGGUGCAAUACGCAUGCAUGUUAAUGCAGUUCCAAAGUUCAUUUUUAAACUUUUUACUAAACAUUUACGGCGUUCCAUUUAUCCAGUUUUGGUUUCAAAUUAAGUUCACUCCAAUAACCGGUUAAAUUAUUUAUACUUUGACACUUAUAUACUAUAUAACAAAAGGCGGUCUCGGGUCCACAAAACACACUGUUUUCCUUGGUCUCAGUAAAUAAGUGAUAAAUGUUAAUCGAUUAAGAUGCAAUCUGUAUAUGCACUGAUUUACAGACAUUGAUUAAAUAUUCCUGAUUUCUAAUUUUAAAUUUCAAUGAAUUAUUAGUAAGUUUGCAUAGUCAGUUUAGUUAGAUUGGCUGCUUCUCAGCUAAACAUCCGUAAACAUAUAACUGAAAUAUUUUCAUGUUUGACCAUCAGAGGCUGACACACCUAAACCUAAACGGCUGCUCCCGGUUGUCGAAUUCUUGCUUUAAUGAAACCUUACCAACUUUACAAUCCCUAAGAAGUUUGCAAUUAUCAAAUUGCCGAGGCUGCUCGGAUCAGUUGUUGCACAACCUUGGGAAACAUUGUCGUAACCUACAAGAAUUGGUUGUUAACUUGUGUCCAAAGGUUACAGAUGUUGGAAUCAAGGCCCUUUUUACACAAGAUAACCCUGAUGAAGUUGGUUGCUUUGAUAUUAUACAUUUGGACGUAUCUGCAACUUCUGUUACAACAAAAAGUUUGGAGAUAAUACUUUUAGGACUUCCAAAACUUAGAAAAUUUUGCUUUUCUGAUCUCUCUGGAGAAAAUCAUCUUGGAUUGGUUGGCAUGCCUUCAUUGAACAUUGAACAUUUGGAUCUUUUUGGUACCUUCCUCAUAGAUUCAGAUCUAAAACUCCUUAUUGAGAAUUGUCCAAAGCUCGUUGUACUAAGGCUGAACUUGAGUAUAAUUUUGAGUAAGAUAGUGGCAAAUCAGUUGCCUGUUUUAACACAUUUAAAAUCGCUUGACCUCGGUGGGGCGUCCGACGGAAUUCUCUUUGAAGAUGUUGAAAAAUUCCUCAAAAAACGAGGUGGUCAAUUGGAAUCUUUAAACCUCUCUGAAAUGCACAAUGUUCGUAUAUCUGUCUUAUGCAUGUACUGUAAAUCACUUAAGGAACUGAUCUUGGCACACUGUGAAAAUGUGGAUCCAAUGCUUCCGGCGUUAGAUGAUUUAACCAAAGAACAGAGGGAUAAUUUACCACACUGUGGCAGCCGCCUUAGUGAUUUUUGUCCUCAACUAUUUUGUAUCAAUCUUAAUUUUACCACGUUUCGUGAUGAUCGCCACCAACCAGAGUUACACCCAAUUUCGGCAUCUGGUAUUCUCAGCGACCAUCCCAACCUCGCGAGACUUUCAUUGAAGGACGUGGACAUUAAUGAUGAAAUUUUAGAGCAAGUUUGUAAAAGUUCAUCGAGUUUGGCUUUGAGAACUCUUGACUUGACAAACUGUAAUGCUAUAACAGUAGAGUCUGUUGGCAGUAUCGUUGAAAAUUGUCGCAACUUACGCUUGCUAGAUUUAUCUCAUUGCAAGCAGGUUGAUUUAGCCUCUGUUUCACAGAUAAAGAAGAAUUUGAAGAGAACUCGUCGUAAUCUACUUCAAAUCGUUUGGGUUUAA
This is a messenger RNA of Paramuricea clavata, 2846 nucleotides long. The record is from the annotation of a GenBank genome assembly. Lineage: Eukaryota; Metazoa; Cnidaria; Anthozoa; Malacalcyonacea; Plexauridae.